This is a messenger RNA of Acipenser ruthenus (sterlet), 4857 nucleotides long. RefSeq names its product short transient receptor potential channel 6-like. The transcript has 12 exons. Gene Ontology annotation, biological process: manganese ion transport; regulation of cytosolic calcium ion concentration; calcium ion transmembrane transport. Gene Ontology annotation, cellular component: cation channel complex; membrane. Gene Ontology annotation, molecular function: protein binding; store-operated calcium channel activity; inositol 1,4,5 trisphosphate binding. NCBI's taxonomy places the organism in Eukaryota, Metazoa, Chordata, Actinopteri, Acipenseriformes, Acipenseridae. The record is from RefSeq and is a predicted model, not a curated record. Bases 437 to 3091 code for a protein of 884 amino acids.
UGAAUUAAAAUUAUUGUACAUUCACUGCUUUACAAAUAUUUUAAGAUGGUAUCAUCUCAGAAUGGAUACACUUUGACUACACGUAAAGGGGAUAUAGCCUAUAUAAUUUACAAUUCCUUGGUCUGUGAAUUAUUCCCACCUGGAAGCUGUAUUGACGGGGUAAGAAUGGUGAUACCUAUUACUACAAGGGGCGUAUCACUACCAAGAAUGAACAGAGCAUCCUUGAGUGAUGCAGUUAUAUUAGUAGUAUGUGACGUCUCGAAACGUCACAUGCAACGAGAUCCAACUCCUCUCCAUCUAUAUCCAAAGGGAGCUAUAAGGAGAAGCCUGUGCGCUCAGGUUAUGCAACAAGCAGCUGCGACGUCUGUCUUAAAAUGUUACUGCUCGUGUGUAAGUGCUGUGUUUUGGGUUGCCUGGAGCGGGGAAAAUAAAGCAAAUGAGUCAACAGAAGCCUUGUCUGGCUAACAACAAUAAUUCAAGAAUAAGAAGCUCCAGUCCUGGGAGUAGAAAUGAGAGCCAGGACUAUCUACUAAUGAGUUCAGACUUCGAAGAAUGCUGCACGGGAAGGAGCAAUGGUGAUAGACACAUGCACAUCCGGCAGACCAUGCCGAAAGGGAGGAGGCAGGCGGUCCGGGGGCCUGCUUACAUGUUUAAUGACCGUUCAAACAAUCUCUCUCUGGAAGAGGAGAGGUUUUUGGAUGCAGCUGAAUAUGGAAACAUCCCUGUGGUCAGGAAGAUGCUAGAGGAGAAUCUGGACCUCAAUGUGAACUGUGUGGACUACAUGGGCCAGAAUGCACUGCAGCUAGCUGUUGCCAAUGAGCACCUGGAAGUCACUGAACUGUUGCUUAAGAAAGACAAUCUGUCUCGGAUUGGGGAUGCCCUCCUGUUAGCCAUUAGCAAGGGCUAUGUCCGUAUUGUGGAAGCCAUCCUGGGCCACAAGACCUUUUGUGAGACUAAAAGGCUAACCACCAGCCCAAGCCAAGCUGAACUGCAACUUGAUGACUUCUAUGCCUACGAUGAAGAUGGGACGCGCUUUUCUCAUGACGUGACGCCCAUCAUCUUGGCAGCUCACUGUCAAGAGUACGAAAUCGUUCACACACUAUUGCUAAAGGGCGCCCGCAUUGAAAGGCCUCAUAACUAUUUCUGCAAAUGUAGAACGUGCAGCGAUAAUCAGAAACAUGAUUCUUUUAGCCACUCCAGGUCCAGAAUUAACGCCUACAAAGGUCUGGCGAGUCCGGCAUAUCUGUCCCUUUCUAGUGAAGACCCUGUGCUGGCUGCCUUGGAGCUCAGCAAUGAGCUAGCUGUGCUGGCUAAUAUAGAGAAGGAAUUUAAGAACGACUACAAAAAACUUUCUAUGCAAUGCAAGGACUUUGUCGUGGGACUUCUUGACCUGUGUCGAAAUACAGAGGAAGUAGAAGCCAUUUUGAAUGGAGAUGUCGAUGUAAAUAAAACCAGUGGGCCACAUGGUCGUCCCAGCCUUAUUCGAUUAAAACUUGCCAUUAAAUAUGAACUGAAAAAGUUCGUUGCUCAUCCCAACUGUCAGCAGCAACUCCUGUCCAUCUGGUAUGAGAACCUCUCAGGACUACGUCAGCAGACGACGGCUGUGAAAUUCUUAGUGGUUCUCGGGGUAGCCAUCGGACUGCCCUUCCUGGCUAUGAUUUACUGGAUUGCACCCUGCAGCAAGCUUGGGAAGCUUAUGAGAGGCCCCUUCCUGAAGUUUGUGGCCCACGCUGCAUCGUUUACCAUUUUCCUUGGGCUACUGGUCAUGAAUGCCGCGGACCGGUUUGAAGGAACCACACUGCUGCAUAACGAAUCCACCAGCGAGCCAGGACAGCUCUUCAGAAUGAAAACAACCUGCUUCUCAUGGACCGAGAUGCUGAUCAUCGCUUGGGUGGUUGGCAUGAUAUGGGCAGAGUGUAAAGAGAUUUGGUCUCAGGGUCCUCGAGAAUAUCUGCUAGAGCCGUGGAACUUUCUAGAUUUCGGAAUGCUGGCAAUUUUCAUGGCAUCUUUCAUUGCGAGGUUCAUGGCCUUUUGGCACGCCUAUGAAGCACAGGUCUACGUUGACAAGAACAUCAAGGAUCUGGCCAACGCAACUCUUCCUUCAGAGAUUGAGUACUAUACAUUGGCUCGUAUGAAAUGGCUUCCCUCGGACCCGCAGCUUAUCUCAGAAGGCCUGUAUUCCAUUGCAGUAGUUCUGAGCUUCUCCAGAAUUGCCUAUAUUCUGCCAGCGAACGAGAGCUUUGGGCCUCUGCAGAUAUCCCUUGGGAGGACAGUGAAAGAUAUCUUUAAAUUCAUGGUGAUAUUCAUCAUGGUCUUCGUGGCCUUCAUGAUUGGAAUGUUUAAUCUUUACUCCUACUACCUUGGAGCAAAACAAAACGAUGCCUUUACAACGGUCGAAGAGAGCUUUAAAACAUUGUUCUGGGCCAUAUUUGGACUUUCAGAAGUCAAAUCUGUUAUAAUUAAUUACGGACACAAGUUCAUUGAGAAUAUUGGCUACAUCCUGUAUGGAGUUUACAACGUGACCAUGGUCAUUGUCCUGCUGAACAUGCUGAUAGCGAUGAUCAACAGCUCUUUUCAAGAAAUUGAGGCCGAUGCUGAUGUGGAGUGGAAGUUCGCCAGAGCUAAAUUGUGGUUCUCCUAUUUUGAGGAAGGCAGGACGCUCCCAGUGCCCUUUAACCUGGUCCCGAGCCCCAAGUCUGUGAUCUACCUUCUAGUGAAAAUAAAAAGCAUCAUAGUGAUGCUGCUCCGGUGUGAAAAGAGUGACCUGAAAGGGGAUGCUGAGCUGAACGAGCUUGGCCAAAACAAAAAUUCCAGUGUCAGAAGCUCUGCCUCGCAUACACUAUACCAGAAGAUAAUGAAACGCCUCAUAAAACGAUAUGUAAUAAAAGCACAAAUCGAUAAAGAAAGCGAUGAAGUCAAUGAAGGUGAACUGAAAGAAAUCAAGCAGGACAUAUCCAGCCUGCGUUAUGAACUACUGGAAGAGAAGUCCCACAACACUGAAGACCUGGCCGAACUCAUAAGAAAACUCGGCGAGAAACUGUCAAUCGAGUCCAAACUUUUAACAAGCACUGAGCAUCAGAGAAAAGCCUGACAAACUGCCAAUUAAAUAUCUUUUUAAGUAUAGCGGCUCAAGACAUGCACAAUGAUGAUACCACAUACAGGGAUUCAUGAAACUUUAACACACGCUUUAAAUAAUGAAUCUAUCGUAGUCAUGACAUUUUCCUUGGCGGUUCAGGAGUUUUUCUCAUCUUUCCAAACACUUCUAUACACAUUUUUUUUUUUUAAUAAACGUCUUUCAAUUAAGUGUGAAUAUUCACAAAGCUUGAAUUUGUUUAAAUAAUUGUACAGCACAAAAUAGGUUGUAGGUCUCAACAUAAGUUUCUCAGGCAAGGUGCAAUUUGAAAUGUACUCCACUUUUUUUUUUUUGGUCUUUUUAUUAACUCAUGAAUUAUUUUUGCAUAUCACAGAAGUUCCUGUAUUAGGAACAAGUACUGUAUUUGCAAUCAAGAGGUAGGCAAGAGAGCACUGUAUGAAUAAUAAAUGCAGUUUGGCUCUGCACUAAUGGGUGACUAAAAUUGCAGACCUCAAAGAUAUGUGUACCAUAUAUUUCAAAAUGAUCCAACUGGUUGAAAAAAAUAUAUUUUACAUUAUAUAGAUAAUGCUGAUAUGUUACAUCAUUUUGACCCACUUUUAUGUGGUGUGAUAUCCAUAUACUUUGCCUAUAAGCCAAUCCCUGACCUAAUAUUGGAAAAGCAAAACAAUGUGAUAUUGAAUGGGGUAAGCUGAAAAUCACUAAAUGCUUUUUAUAUUUGCAAUAAGGAUGUCAGUUAAAAAAACAAAAAGCAGAUACGUCAUCCUGACAUCCGUGUUUAUUAUUCUGACAAAUGUAGAUCUACCUUUAAACUGUUUAAAAAUAGCAACAUCUACACACUACGUCUGUAUGAGUUAUACCAUUAUAUAAAAGCAACCUGUGAGAUUGUCACAUAAAGUCAUGCCAAAAACUAUUAUACCUAUCUAUCUAUUAUAAAGAUAUACUUUUUUGUGUUUGUUUUUGUACUUAAUAUGCGAUUUUUCUCAUAUGGUUAAAUACAAACUUAUUUUCUACUAUCAGAAGGACGUUCUAUGAUGGCUAUUUAAAAUAAACACUGUUGCACCUUUUUAAUAAGAUUUGCAGUUGUUAGAAAUGUCUAUGGCACCAAACCCUUUGUAGCCCAGUAUAUUAGUUAGGCAAUAACUUGCAGUUUGAUUCUGCCUCUAUGUGUAUUUCUGCCUGACUGGUUUAUCCAUCACAGAAAUGUGGGUAACGUUUGGCAAGACAAAAAUAAGUAUUUCAUUGAUUUGCAAUUAUCCAUGUAAUGUGAUGUAAAGACACCUAUAAAGCCUGGUGGAUAGGGGCUCUCCAGGACCAGGGUUGGAGAGCCCUGCAGUAGGGCAAUGUAACCAUAUUCAAAUGACAAGAUAGCAGUAUUAUUCCAUAACUUAAUAUCCAAUGUUUUAAAUAGCUUUCUCUAUCAAGCUGGUUUGACAGACCCCUUCAAUAGGUAAGUUAGUCAAAGAGUAGUGGUGAUCAGGGUCUGUGAAACAAACCAUUAAUUGGAGCAGGAAAACACCUGAAUACGUCUUAAUAAACAGAAUAUAUGAGCAUGACAUUGCAACGGCAGUCUGAUGUUGGAUACCCUUCUGCAUGUAUAUAUUGACAGUUCUUUAACAUGGAAACGGAACUUCAAUAAAUGAGUCAUAGCAUUUGAAUGAAAUACUUAUUUAUGCCAUCUAAAAUAGAGCGUUACCAACAUGUUUAUACUGAAUAAAGUUUGUAAAUACACAAUUUCUUUUUUUUUUUUUUUUUUUUUUUUAAUA